Molecule: messenger RNA, 2408 nt
Organism: Dromiciops gliroides (monito del monte)
Lineage: Eukaryota; Metazoa; Chordata; Mammalia; Microbiotheria; Microbiotheriidae
Gene: BCAM
Product: basal cell adhesion molecule (Lutheran blood group)
Exons: 15
Coding region: 77-1993 (638 amino acids)
Cellular component (GO): plasma membrane
Source: RefSeq, a predicted model, not a curated record
CCCAGCGAGAGAGAGACUCAGAGGAGCCAGCGGUGCCUUUGGCCCAGACACCGCCUCCCCUGCAGCCCGCGGCAUCAUGGAGCCCCCGGGCCCGGGCCGGGCCUCCCGCCCCCGCCCCCUCCCCGGCCCCGGCCCCGGCCGGGCCCCGCGUCUCCUGCUCCUGGCGCUGCUGCUCCGGGGAGCCCCAGGUGCCCAGGCUGAGAUUCGAGUAUCAGUACCCUCCCUGGUGGAAGUCAUGAAAGGGGAGUCAGUGACCCUGAACUGCUCCAUUUCUGGGCCUGGAAGCAAAGAAGACUUAACUCUGGAGUGGUUUGUUAUAGAACGCUUGGGCAAUAGGUCUCCGCUGAUCUCUGCUGAAGGCAGAAAAGGAGCUCUGAAGAGAAAGGGGGACCCUGUUCCAAAGCCCAGCAGUCCCUUUCAACUGUACCCCAACGGGUCCCUGCAACUGCUGUCAGCUGAGAUAGGGGAUGAGCGGAGCUACAUGUGUCAAGUCCUCACUGCGACAGCAGGAAAGGGGCAGGCCACCGGCCGCCUUCGAGUCUUUGUGGCCCCUGAGCGCCCUGAGGUCACACCCAACAAGGGAACAAUUUCAGUGGUUGAUGAGAAAAUUCAUGAGAUAGCCACCUGUACCAGCCGAAAUGCCAAUCCCACCCCCAAUAUCACUUGGUAUCGGAAUGGGGAGGUGCUGAACAUUCCCACGGAACUGAACGGGGAAAUAUACGCCGUGAGUCGCACUGUCCGAGAGGCCUCAGGCCUCCAGUCCCUCACCAGCACCCUCUACUUCCGGCCCAAGAAGUCCGACCGCGAUGUCGCCUUUCACUGCAGGGCCACCUACCACCUGCCCAAUGGCCAGCAGGGCCAACAAGAUGCUGCACCCUUCUAUCUCACGCUGCACUACCCUACAGAGAAUGUGCAGUUCUGGGUGGCCAGCCCAGCAGCCCCUGGUGGCUGGGUCCGAGAGGGGGACACUGUCAACCUGCUUUGUCAGGGAGAUGGCAACCCGACUCCUGAGUACAUCUUUACCCUGAAGCAGGGAAAGAAGGAAGAAAAAUCACUUGAGACCAACACGAUUGGCAACCUGACCCUCUGGAGAAUCUACCGGAAUCAGAGUGGCCUCUAUCAGUGUGAGGUGCCCGAUUUUGAUGCAGAUCCCGAGGUGGAGUUGACCCAGAAGUUGGAGAUCCAUGUGGGAUACCUGGACCCCCUAGAGCUGAUCCCUGGGGAGAAUGUGACAGUACCCUUGGGGGGCUCCACGGAGUUGGACUGUUUGGCCUCUGGGGACCCGACCCCCGAACUCCUCUGGACUAAGGAUUCCAUCCCCCUGGAGCAGGGCCCCCACCUCACUCUCACCAACGUCUCCUUCACCUCGGCUGGUAUCUACACCUGUGAGGCCUCAGUGCCCAAGGUGCCUGGGCUCACCAGGAACCGGCACCUGCAGCUGUUUGUGCAGGGUAAACCGGAGCUGAAGCCAGAGGAGAUGCAGCCUCAGGGCAAGAGCGGCUGGACAGAAGGGGAUGAAGUGACCCUAACCUGCUCCGCCCGGGGACACCCAACGCCAAAGAUGAGCUGGAAUCACCAAGGGGAACCAGUAAACAGAAUCGUCAGUGGCUGGGUCCAGAGCUCCCUGAAACUGAAGGUGAUGGGGACCGUGGCUAGGGACGGGGUCACCUGCACGGCCUCCAACCCCCUGGGUGAUACCCAGCACAUCUUCCACUUUGAGGCAGUGGCCUCACAGGCUCCCCAGGCGGGCGUGGCGGUGAUGGCAGCCGCCGUGAGCGUGGGGCUGCUGCUCCUGGUUGUGGCCCUCUUCUACUGCAUGCGUCGGAAGGGCCGGUGCUGUCGUAGCCGGGAGAAGGUGCCCCCGCUGCCCCCUGAGCCGGAGAUGAGCCGGCCUGGCAUGGAUCGGCCAGAGCAGACAGGCUUACUGUCCGGGGGAGGUGGAGGAGGAGGGGGCAGCAGCCGAGGAGGCCAUAGCUUUGGGGACGAGUGCUGAGCCUCUGGACUUGGAAGUCUGCUGGGCCCCACCCCCCAGGCUUUCCGCAGACUCCCAGAAAGCUGUUUGCAGGUGGUGGGAGCAGGGGAGUACCCUCAAUCUGGUCCCAGCCACCCCUUCCCCCACCACUUCCUUCCCCUGCCUGAGACUUGGGAUACUGAGUAGGGCCUGGGCUGGCCCGCCCUUCAGAGAUGAGAAUCUCCUUCCCCAGCCCCUGAAAUAUCCCUUGGCUUCUGGCCUGGGGCCUGGCCCUGGGAGGAGGGGGUCAGUGGAGGGAGCUAUUUUUACCAGCCUCUGAGGUCUGUCCUCCCUCCCUUCUACUGUACAGUCUGACACUGGAUCCCUGCCCACCCCCUCACCCUUCCUUCACCUUAGUCAAAAACACUGGAGACUAAAUAAAGACCGUCCAACUGCC